GCGCCAAUAGUCGGAGACGUGUGCGUGGCUUGGGAACACAAGGCAAGCCGGCGUCUGAGUGAGACUGGUCCUGUCGCACGGGUUCGGCUUCCUGCCGUCGAGGUUUCAAGUACAACCGAGUACGGUGGAGACGGGCGAGCGAGCAGGGAGGGAACCCAAGAGUCAGUUCACCGUGUCGGUGCGCCAUUCAUCAUCUCACGCUGGACUAGCACCAGGCACUGA
Alternaria burnsii is the source of this 222-nucleotide messenger RNA. RefSeq lists its product as uncharacterized. Lineage: Eukaryota; Fungi; Ascomycota; Dothideomycetes; Pleosporales; Pleosporaceae. The annotation marks the transcript as partial. The transcript has 2 exons. The record is from RefSeq and is a predicted model, not a curated record.